This is a messenger RNA of Photinus pyralis (common eastern firefly), 767 nucleotides long. Its product is annotated as 28S ribosomal protein S11, mitochondrial-like. Gene Ontology annotation, cellular component: mitochondrial small ribosomal subunit; ribosome. The record is from RefSeq and is a predicted model, not a curated record. Gene Ontology annotation, biological process: translation; maturation of SSU-rRNA from tricistronic rRNA transcript (SSU-rRNA, 5.8S rRNA, LSU-rRNA); ribosomal small subunit assembly. Gene Ontology annotation, molecular function: structural constituent of ribosome; mRNA 5'-UTR binding; small ribosomal subunit rRNA binding. NCBI's taxonomy places the organism in Eukaryota, Metazoa, Arthropoda, Insecta, Coleoptera, Lampyridae. The coding region runs from base 80 to 679 and encodes 199 amino acids. The transcript is spliced from 5 exons.
GGCCCGCUAUGCUGUUCAUCGACUAAUCAAGUGGGGAGAACGUAACCUAAAAUCUAAAUUUAAAAUCAAACACAAUUUAAUGAUGUUUCCUACACGUUUAUGUUCUGGAAUAGAAAGAUUAUGUGGAACGUAUAUUAACAAAUUGUGCAUUAGUACAACAGCUGUUCAUUGUCGUGAAGUAGAAGAUCGUAGACUAAUGUUACGAUCAAUGCCAGCCCUCGAUGAAGGCACUGUUGGCGAAAAGGCAAUAGAUAUUGAUACACAAUUGGCACAAAAAGGAGAUAUAUUCCCCGAUAUUAACACACCUACUAGGUUAUUUUACGGAAUACCAUUUAAAGAUAUUCCAAUAUGUAAUAUUAAAGUGUCCAAGAACAACACAAUUUUAUGUUUGACCGAUGCGAAAGGUGUCCCUAAACUUACCAGGUCUUGCGGUGUCGAAGGUUUUAAACAUACUAAAAAGGGUACAAACAUUGCAGCCCAAGCAACUGCUAUUAGUAUUGGAUUGCAAGCAAAGGAACAAGGUUAUCGGACUGUUCGGGUGCGAGUUGGUGGUUUAGGUCCUGGGAGAAUGUCCGCAAUAAAAGGGUUACAGAUGUCCGGUUUGAAUAUUGCUUCUAUAACAGAUGGGACCAAAGUGUCUUGGAAUCCGCCUAGACCUAGAAAAGCAAAAAAAUUGUAGUUUAUUUUUUUUACAAUAGCAUUAUUAAAUUCUUGUUAAAAUAAUUUUCAAAUAUUGUAUUAGAUGAAUUGGACAUGGCACCGGGUAA